GUGGGUUGACACGGGGAGAGCCAUUUAACCCCUGUGAUGUGGCUGCCUUAGCUGUUCAGUCUAACGUCGCCCAAAAACAAAUCGCGCCCAGUACGGAUUACAGAUACUACACGUUACUGUGUGCGACAUUGCUGUUACUGGGACAAGAAAGGAGCCGCCAAAACCGGAGACAGCGGAGAACAUGGGAGGAGGACCCGAGCAGAAGCCGAUCCUGAUCGUCGGCGCCGGCGUCAGCGGCCUGCUGCUGGCGCAGUACCUGCGCAAGGCCGGCGCACCGUUCCGCAUCUUCGAGCGGGACGCCGACCUGGCCACGCGCGGGCUUGGCUGGGGGCUGACGCUGCACUGGUCGCUCCCGGCGCUGCGGUCCCUGCUGCCCGAGGACCUGGUCCGCCGCCUGCCCGAGGCCUACGUCGACCGUGCCGCCGUCGAGGAGGGCCGUCCGUCCACAUUCCCGUUCUACGACCUCAGCACCGGCGAGCUCAGGGCCAAGACCCCGCCUGCGCCCGAGUCGCAGCGGAUCCGCGUGACGCGGGACCGGCUGAGGCGGGUAUUGGCGACGGGGCUUGAUAUCGAGUGGGAGAAAGCAGCGAACAAUGUGCAAACCGGCCCGGAUGGGACCGUGACAGUCACUUUCGACGACGGCACCGUCUGCGAGGGCAGUCUGGUGGUGGCCUGCGACGGCGCUGGCUCUCGCAUCCGCGGCGCGCUGUUGCCGGACCAGCAGAGGCACCAGAUCCCCGUGAGGGUGAUGGGCGUCAAAGUCGACUACGCGCCCGACGAGAUUGAGCCGAUGAGGAAGCUGGACCCCUUCUUCCUGCAGGGCACCGCGUCCCAGAACGACUCCUACGUGUACUUCAGCAUCCUCGACGCGCCGGGCAACUCCCCCGAAGGCAACGGCGGCAAGUACACCUGCCAGCUGGUGGUCUCGUGGCCGAUCCGCGACGGCUUCUUCAACCACCGCUCGCCCAUCCCGUUCCCGGAAACCGACGCGGGCGGGAUCGAGCUGAUGAAGAAGUUCGCCGACACCUGGGCCGAGCCGUUCCGGACGCUGGCGCACCGCAUCCCAGACGACACCCCGGUCAAAUACCUCACCCUGCACGACUGGCCACCGCCGAAAGGCCUGCGUACCACCGGCCACGUGGCCCUGGUCGGCGAUGCCCUGCACCCCAUGGCGAUGUACCGCGGCGAGGGCGCAAACCACGCCAUCCUCGACGUCCUCGACCUAGCCGAGCUUGUCAUCGAGCCCCAGCUGCUCCGCACCGGCGAGCAUCCCACCGCCACCAGCGACGACGGCGGCGACGACCCUCUCCGCACCGCGCUGGACCGCUACGAGGACAGGGCCGUGGCGCGGGCCCGCCCGGCCGUGCUGGCGUCGCGGCAGGCCUGCCUGGACGCCCACCGGUGGAGCAGAAUCACCGAGGCGAGCCCGCUGCUGAGCCGCCGGGCGAUGCACCUGGUGUUUGAGGAGAGUGAUUUGAGUGAGCCUUAGCUGGGGGAGGUGGGACAGUGUAUCAUUUAUUGAUAACGUACUCGAACGCAUCAAGCGCCUCAUCAAUUGUCAACCUUUGCCUCCUCCCCCUCGCUGAACCAGUACGCAAAAGAGCUCAGACGCGGCCGCAUGAUGAUGGUAUACUCCACGGACUGCACCAUACAGUCCAGCAGCCUGUCUUUGGUUGGAGCAGGGCUUAAGGUGGCUGCCCCCGUCCAUGGGGUUGCUUGC
Thermothielavioides terrestris NRRL 8126 is the source of this 1720-nucleotide messenger RNA. RefSeq lists its product as uncharacterized. The coding region runs from base 182 to 1489 and encodes 435 amino acids. Gene Ontology annotation, molecular function: FAD binding. The record is from RefSeq and is a predicted model, not a curated record. Lineage: Eukaryota; Fungi; Ascomycota; Sordariomycetes; Sordariales; Chaetomiaceae. The transcript has 5 exons.